UCCCAAUGGGUGGAAGUUGGGGGCGGGGCUCCCUGAGGGGCGGGGAAGAACGGGGUGCGGGGAGGGGGUUGCAGAAGGAGCGGAGCGGAGCGGCUGCCGCUCAAUGGCGGAAAAGCCGCCGGUGCUCUGACGGACUCGUCCCCCAAGCACUUGCGGGGGAGUUUCCUGCCGGUGCGGCUGGAGUCUCUUUCUCAGGGUUCGGUGGCUGGAAAAUGUUCCAGAGAGACGAGGCUGCGGCGGAGGAGGUGGCGGCGGCGGAAUCGGCAACGGCGCUAGUGUGGAGAGAAGGUGGCGGCGGCGGCGUGAGGGGCCCGACGGUGUAAACAGCCCCGAAGGCGGCGGCGGAGGUGGCCGAGACCCCGAGGGGGAAGCCGCGGCUGAGGCAGGGUCGCGCCUCCGUUGGAAACCUGGGCUGAGUACAGCAGUGGGGCUCUGCGCCAGGCGCGAGCAAGACGCCCUAGACCUCGCCUCCCUCCCUCGCCUCAGAUUCAUUACUAAAUAUGGGUGCAUUUUUGGAUAAGCCCAAAACUGAGAAACAUAAUGCUCAUGGUGCUGGGAAUGGUUUACGUUAUGGCCUGAGCAGUAUGCAAGGAUGGAGAGUGGAAAUGGAAGAUGCACACACAGCUGUUGUAGGUAUUCCUCACGGCUUGGAAGACUGGUCAUUUUUUGCAGUUUAUGAUGGCCAUGCUGGAUCCCGAGUGGCAAAUUACUGCUCCACGCAUUUAUUAGAACACAUCACUAAUAAUGAAGACUUUAGGGCAGCUGGAAAAUCAGGAUCUGCUCUUGAGCCUUCAGUGGAAAAUGUCAAGAAUGGUAUCAGAACUGGCUUUUUGAAAAUUGAUGAAUACAUGCGUAACUUUUCAGACCUCAGAAAUGGGAUGGACAGGAGUGGUUCAACUGCAGUGGGAGUUAUGAUUUCUCCUAAACAUAUUUACUUUAUCAACUGUGGUGAUUCACGUGCUGUGCUGUAUAGGAAUGGACAAGUCUGCUUUUCUACCCAGGAUCACAAACCUUGCAAUCCAAGGGAGAAGGAGCGAAUCCAAAAUGCAGGAGGCAGUGUAAUGAUACAACGUGUUAAUGGUUCAUUAGCAGUGUCUCGUGCGCUGGGGGACUAUGAUUACAAGUGUGUUGAUGGCAAGGGCCCAACAGAACAACUUGUUUCUCCAGAGCCAGAGGUUUAUGAAAUUUUAAGAGCAGAAGAGGAUGAAUUUAUCAUCUUGGCUUGUGAUGGGAUCUGGGAUGUUAUGAGUAAUGAGGAGCUCUGUGAAUUUGUUAAAUCUAGGCUUGAGGUAUCUGAUGACCUGGAAAAUGUGUGCAAUUGGGUAGUGGACACUUGUUUACAUAAGGGAAGUCGAGAUAACAUGAGUAUUGUGCUAGUUUGCUUUUCAAAUGCCCCCAAGGUCUCAGAUGAAGCGAUGAAAAAAGAUUCAGAGUUGGAUAAGCACUUGGAGUCAAGGGUUGAAGAAAUUAUGGAGAAGUCUGGUGAAGAAGGAAUGCCUGAUCUUGCCCAUGUCAUGCGCAUCUUAUCUGCAGAAAAUAUCCCAAAUUUGCCUCCUGGAGGAGGUCUUGCUGGCAAGCGCAAUGUUAUUGAAGCUGUUUAUAGUAGACUGAAUCCACACAGAGAAAAUGAUGGGGCCUCCGAUGAAGCAGAGGAAGGUGGAUCACAGGGGAAAUUGGUGGAAGCUCUCAGGCAAAUGAGAAUUAAUCAUAGGGGAAACUACCGACAACUUCUGGAGGAGAUGCUGACUAGUUACAGGCUAGCUAAAGUAGAGGGAGAAGAAAGCCCUGCUGAACCAGCUGCUACAGCUUCUUCUUCGAACAGUGAUGCUGGAAGCCCAGUGACAAUGCAGGAAAGCCAUACUGAAUCAAAAAGAGAUCUUGCUGAAUUAGAGAGCUCUAAUGAAGAUGCAGGGACAAAGAUGAGUGAUGAAAAAAUAUGACUUUCCUUUUUGGUAAUAUUUUUGUGAUCCUUGGUUUGAUGGUUUUUACUUAGGAAGUAUAAUGUAUGCAUUUAUAUAACCGUUUUGUUAUUUGAAUCCUGGAAAACUAGUUUAUUAUACUCAUAUAGCCUUGUUUUUUUAAGAAGGCCUUCUUUGCAUACACCUUUAUCAGACAGUUUAAAAUUAAGUAUUUAUAGUUCUUUGAGUUUAAUAAAAUGAUAUAUAAUUUCAUCUUGUAUGCCAGAAAUUAGGCUACCAUUUAUUAAAGUCAGUUUAAGUAAAAUUCAUACUAGGCAGGAUUAGAGAUUACUGAUUAGAGAGUGCAUUAUAUUGUAUAAAAAAAUUGUUAAUGUAGAAUUAUAUUGCUUCACAUUACAUAUUAGUACACUCGUAGUUAACUUUGUAAUAAAUUUGUGUUUUCCUUAAUAAGUUUGGUUCUUCAAAGAAUGACUGAUGCUAGGCUGUAAUUCUCUCAAGGAUGAUGAUUUUGUGUUGUUGACUUGUUUAUAUUUUACAUCUCUGUAGUUUUAUUUUUAGAAGUUGUGAGAUAUUGGAUGUGUGGUUAUUUUUCCUUUUUCUGUAUUCUUCAUAAACAGUUUUUGAAAAACCUAUGUAUUAUUCAUACAGCUUUGGUUUGUAUAAUCUGUAUAGCCUAACUACACACAUCAAAAUGUAUGUCAAUCAAGUGUUUAGAAUGAAAUUAUAAGUGUUUAAGUCCAAAUAAAGCAUGUGAUGUGGAAUAAUCUAUGCAUGUUGUACUUAUUUUUAAGUUAUUUUUUUUUUAAACAAUCAGGUUUGGUACACUGGGAAAAUUACCCAUUAGAAAUUCAUUUGUAUUUAGGUAGAAUUUAGAAAACUUUUGACUUAGCUUAUUUCUUUAACUAAGAGGAAAACUUUUAUUUAAAAAUAGAAAAGUUACAUUGAUAUUAUUUAAAUGUGUACUCAAAGUAAAUCUGUUUCUUCUCCCCUUUUGUGGGGAUAAUUACAGAAUAUUAAUUUUUAGACAAUAUGGACACACAUUUGAGAAAAUUGCCAUGAUGACCAUUUUAUUUAAAAAAUUGCAACAUUGUCAAUUUUGCUAUAAGUAUUCAUCACUUAUUAAUAAAUUUUGUGAGCAAUUUUAAACAGUGGCAGAUUUGUUUUAGUUAAAAUUGAAAUGUUAAAUACAGGUGGCUGUUAGUCACAUGGGAAAAUAUUUUUUUAAACAACAAUUUUGUGACUGUAGAACAUUGACUUCUUCAUAUUUAUGUCAUGUGUCUAAGGUUACUCAAAGUGUACCAUAAUUUGAAACUUCCAUAGCUCAUAUUAUGACCUGUUUUUCCAAAGCCAGAAUAUUUUUUAAGUCAUUUAAGAGGAGGGCAUUUGGUGGAGAGGGGAGAAUGAAACCAACCAGUUAUCUGUAUAGAUAGAUACAUCUAUACACUCACAAUAUACAGUACACACACCUCUCCGUAAAAGUGCCUUUUUCAAACAAAGGAAGGUAAUUUUGUUCAUCUAAUUUUGUUUUCUUUUGAAAUUCAUUCCAAUCUGGAAGUAGUAUAGGUAAAUAGUAAUAACAUUCUUCCUUUUCUCUUCCUGUAGGGUGCUGGAGAUCUAGAAGACCCAUGGUAGCCUUAUAAACCUUCUAAAAUGCUUUUGAUUCUGAAAAUUGGGGGAAAAAACUUUUAGUCACAAUUUUCUUCAAUACAAGGGAAAAAUAUUCUUGUGGAUUCCCAACGUUUUGUGAUAUGAGCAGAAAAUCAUUAGCAUUUCCCAUUAUUUGUUCAUAUUUGUGUUUUCUGAUAAUUGCCACUCAUAGCAUUUCCUGUACUACAGUAUUUUUGCCAACCUCAGGCAUACAGGUUACGUCUGUAUUGAACUUUUGGCCCUAGAAACCAGUGGAGUUAUUUCACCACAGAUCAACAAAUGUGCCUGAGGUGCAUGGGAAUAUAGUUAGCUGUACUCUGAAGAAACGUUAUUAUUAUUAUUUUUUUAAAAAACAAAACACACAACAUAUAAGCAUGUAAGAGUAAAGAAUUGUAUGAGAUGUUCCUUUUUCAGUUCACCAAGUUGGAAACCUUUUGCAGCUCUGUGGCUUGGAAUUUCAUUUGAGCAAUUUACUAUAUUUUUUCCAAUUUUACUUGUAUUACCAACUGGGUUCUCCAAUAAUGUCCAAAUUGUAUUGUUGCCUUGCUUCAAGAUAAAGUGUAUUUGGCAAUAAUAAUAUAAACCCUUAUGAAUUUUAUGCAUGUAUCUACUACAUCCUUCAACUUUUACUAGAAAAUCUUUUGAAACCAAAUAGAUUAAUUUAUGGCUAUUUAUAAUUUGCUUUGACAUCUCACUGCUGCAAAAUUUUUUAAAUGAUGAAAUUUGCCUUUAUAGUGUAAAUUGUGAUUUUUGUUUUAUGUGUGGGUUUCUAUAGUUUUAAUUUUUUCAGCUUUUAAGAUACAAACAAGUUUUGUGUAAUUUGGUAUAAUUUUUAAUUGUUUACAUUAUUUUAAAAGCUCAGAAUAUCACAUUGAAAUUAUUAUAAAUACAGUUAAAAUGAUCUAUUUUAGGUCUAAGGAAAUACUACAGAGAUAUUUUCAUGGGUUCAGUGACCUUUCAUUUUAUAACAUUGGGCACGGUACAGAGUGGCUGUCACAUAGGUACUUGAAGAUUAUUAGUUUAAUUCUAUUUUACAAUGACCUUGAUUUCUUGAAUUCUUUUUGAGUUUUGCAUGUAUUAAAUCCAAUUAAUGCUGAACACAAAGAGCAAAAUAUUUAUUAAAAGACGCAAUUGGGGAAGGAGAAACAAUGAACGUAUCCAUUUGUACAUGGUUUACAUGUUGUGGAUGCUUCGUAAACAUUUUUCCAUAUGUUUAAACUGUGUUUCAGCAGGAUGUAAUUGCCCUUGUGUGUAGUUAAAAUAAUGAGUCAUCAUCUGGUCCUGUGUGAAAUGGAAUUCAUGGUAUUUUCUGUAACAUUUUUCUGAAGCUGUUUCUGGAGAGCCACACAUUUGAAUAUAGACAGCUUUCCUGAUAAUUUGAUUCAUUGUACACCUGAUUUUUGGUCUAAAAGGAAUUAUUGCCACAAUAUAUUUUAUUUAUUCUUUAGAGUUUAGCUUUGUAAGUUAAAGUGCUUUACAUGAUGAUGUUAAAAGCUAUUUGUCCCUUUACUGGGUUGGGGGGGGGGCAUUGUUGAAAGAUAGGGAAUGAAGAAUGCAAAAUGGUUUAUUGUUCAUACUGUCCACUCUGAUCCAACCCUGUACUGAUAGUACCUUUCCAGUAUGAUAUUGUGAUGUUUCAUACAAUGCAGUGAACAUAACCAACUUGUUACCUAAAUAAAGAAUUGAGAAAAACAGUG
This is a messenger RNA of Trichechus manatus latirostris (Florida manatee), 5263 nucleotides long. RefSeq names its product protein phosphatase, Mg2+/Mn2+ dependent 1B (gene PPM1B). The record is from RefSeq and is a predicted model, not a curated record. Gene Ontology annotation, molecular function: protein serine/threonine phosphatase activity; magnesium ion binding; manganese ion binding. Gene Ontology annotation, cellular component: nucleus; cytosol. The transcript has 6 exons. Gene Ontology annotation, biological process: peptidyl-threonine dephosphorylation; positive regulation of canonical Wnt signaling pathway; negative regulation of canonical NF-kappaB signal transduction. NCBI's taxonomy places the organism in Eukaryota, Metazoa, Chordata, Mammalia, Sirenia, Trichechidae. Bases 501 to 1940 code for a protein of 479 amino acids.